AUGAAGGCAUGGGAGGCAACAAUCCGGAAAACACAACAGGCAAAGAAACAAGCCAGCAACAUUUUUGGUUCGGCCCAUGUAGACGAUGAAUACAUGGAUCAAGACGAGACUCCUCGUGCCGCGGGUGAGGUCUACCAUGCUGAAAGAUACCUAUCCAACGGAGACUACUAUACCGGCAACUGGUCCGACAACUUCCCUCACGGUUUCGGCAAAUAUUGGUGGACCGAUGGCUGCAUGUACGUGGGUGACUGGUUCCGUGGCAAAACCAUGGGCCGUGGCACCUUCAGCUGGCCGUCAGGAGCCACCUAUGAUGGGGAGUUCAAAAGCGGAUAUAUGGAUGGAGAAGGCACUUAUACUGGGCCCAACGGGGACACCUAUAAAGGGCAAUGGAUCAUGAAUUUGAAACAUGGAUAUGGAGUUAAGGAAUACACCAAUGGAGAUGUAUACGAUGGCGAGUGGUGUCGAGGGUUUCAAGAAGGGAACGGUAAGUACCAAUGGAAAGACGGAAGCUUUUAUAUUGGAGAAUGGAAAAAUGGAAGCAUGUGUGGUGAGGGUAAGCUGGUUUGGCCUAAUGGGAACACAUAUGAAGGGCAAUGGGAAGAUGGUCUACCCAAAGGAUAUGGUGAGUUUAAAUGGGCUGAUGGAUGUUGUUAUGUUGGUAAUUGGAGUAAAGAUCCAGGAGAACAAAACCUGACAUUUCAUUCAUCCGCGGAUGAUGAUGGGAAAAGAGAUCCACAGCAAGUUUUUCAUGUUUAUCUUCAAGACUGUGUAAUUUGUCCUCCCGAUAAGGUUCCCAUCUUACCGUCUCAGAAGAAACUAGCACUUUGGCGAUCUUCCAAAGAUCACGAACCAACGGUGCGGCCACGCAGGAUGUCGGUUGAUGGGAGAUUGGAUGCUAGUGUUGAUAAGGAACUUAGUAGAAUGAGGAUGUUGGAGGAUUCAGAAAGGAAUAUCAAGGCUAGAGAUGAUGCAUCAUUGUUAUCAUCCAGUAAUAGUAAUAGUAAUACAUUAACUGAAGGAAGUCCAAUUCGGAUUCCGAAAGUGGUCAAGCAACAAGGCCAGACCAUCUCUAAAGGGCAUAAGAAUUAUGAACUCAUGCUCAAUUUGCAACUUGGAAUCAGGCAUUCUGUAGGAAGACCAGGGCCAAUGCCCUCCUUAGACUUGAAGGCUUCAGCUUUUAAUCCAAAAGAGAAAGUGUGGACAAGAUUCCCACCAGAGGGAUCUAAAUACACCCCUCCACACCAAUCUUGUGAGUUCAGAUGGAAGGAUUAUUGCCCCUUAGUUUUCAGGACAUUAAGGAUGUUGUUCAAGGUGGAUGCAGCUGAUUACAUGCUAUCAAUAUGUGGGAACGACGCCCUUCGAGAGCUCUCUUCGCCUGGAAAGAGCGGAAGCUUCUUUUACCUCACGCACGAUGAUCGUUACAUGAUCAAAACCAUCAAAAAGGCUGAAGUCAAGGCUAUAUUAAGGAUGCUGUCUGCAUACUACAACCAUUUUCGUGUGUUUGAGAAUACCCUACUCACCAAAUUCUUCGGACUACAUUGUGUGAAGCUAACUGGCCCUGCACAAAAGAAGGUACGUUUUAUCAUCAUGGGGAACCUUUUCUGCACCGAUUACCUCAUUCACAGACGAUUCGAUUUGAAAGGAUCGUCCCUUGGCCGCCUCACGGAUAAACCCGAGUCCGAAAUCCAAACCACCACCAUACUUAAAGACCUCGAUCUUAACUUCAUGUUUCGACUGCACAAGACUUGGAUCCAAGAAUUCAGACGGCAAAUCGAUAGGGAUUGUGAUUUUCUGGAGCAAGAGAGAAUCAUGGAUUACAGCCUCUUGGUCGGCCUUCACUUCAAAGACACGAAUGACUUCAUCUCCACCGGUACUUACAUCAAUUAGUUGCUAAUCACACUUCUUUUCCUAAAUCUUCACAUGUCGACUUUGGGAAUCAACAUGCACGCACGAGUCGAAAGGAUGGAACGGAAGAACGAAAUGGAGCUAAUCGGGGAACCAACGGGCGUGUGUUAUGAUGUCAUGAUGUUUUUCGGCAUCAUCGACAUACUUCAAGACUACGAUAUCACCAAGAAACUCGAGCACGCGUAUAAGUCGUUCCAAUACGACCCCACGUCCAUAUCCGCGGUCGAUCCUCGACAAUAUUCUAAACGUUUCCGUGAUUUCAUACUCAAAAUUUUCAUAGAAGAUGCAUAA
This is a messenger RNA of Cynara cardunculus var. scolymus (artichoke), 2196 nucleotides long. Its product is annotated as phosphatidylinositol 4-phosphate 5-kinase 4-like. The record is from RefSeq and is a predicted model, not a curated record. Gene Ontology annotation, biological process: phosphatidylinositol metabolic process. Gene Ontology annotation, molecular function: 1-phosphatidylinositol-4-phosphate 5-kinase activity; ATP binding. NCBI's taxonomy places the organism in Eukaryota, Viridiplantae, Streptophyta, Magnoliopsida, Asterales, Asteraceae. The transcript is spliced from 7 exons.